Messenger RNA from Polyodon spathula (Mississippi paddlefish), 4021 nucleotides. RefSeq names its product IQ calmodulin-binding motif-containing protein 1-like. The transcript has 14 exons. Lineage: Eukaryota; Metazoa; Chordata; Actinopteri; Acipenseriformes; Polyodontidae. Gene Ontology annotation, biological process: cilium assembly. The record is from RefSeq and is a predicted model, not a curated record. Bases 661 to 2460 code for a protein of 599 amino acids. Gene Ontology annotation, molecular function: calmodulin binding. Gene Ontology annotation, cellular component: cilium.
AUCUAAAACUGAGUGACAGUGUACUGUACAGAAUUGCCACACUAUAUGCAAAACGCAAAUGUGGCCAAUGUAAAACCUGCAAAAAAACAGAAACAGAAACAGUAAUUUUAAUAAAAUUUAAAAACUUUUUCUUAAAAUUAAACAAAUCAAACUACUGUAUUGUAUUCGUAUUUCAUGUAACAGCGCCUCUUCCAUUCUCUCUGGACUAAAACACAUUUGAAUUGCUGUGUUCAUUUUCUUUUAAAAUAACACAUAAAGCAAUUCAGAAUUGGCUUUCUAAGGGUGUCACCGGACACUGACAGCCCCUUCACUGUGACUCAAUUCUACAGUAAUCGCAUCUGAAUGAUCUUCACUACAUCUCUCUGCUUUUUUUAGGAAAACAGAUUCGUUUUUUUUUUUUUUGUCGUGAAUUAGAAAAUGAUAGCUUGAUACCCGUAAGAUGUACUAAUCGUCAAGGAAACGAAACAAUGGAGCAGAUUUGUUAUUUCACCAACACACGUCUUUCUCUUUGCGAUUGAAUCUGCUGAUAUGAACUCCAAUCCUUUCUUUUUUUGGGGACGCCGCAGUGACGUUUUCUUGUUGCUGUAGAAACGUCUCACGCUGUGGAGGCGGUUUGUGUUUUUGUGUUUGUGUUAAAUGUGUUGAUUGAAGAAGCGCACCAUGACCCCGGACCAGUCUUCAGACGUCAAUCCCAGAAUAUUGUCUUUAGCGGCAGAAGUCGCUGAAAGCGCAGAGCAGAAUGUACCAGUAUUGCUGUUACAGUUGAAAGAAAUCCUGCAAGGGGUGUCUGCAAGAGGCAAAGAACUGAAGAAGCUGAAGCAAGACCUUUAUGACUAUGACCUCAUCCAGUACUGUGUUUUAGUACUGAAGCAAGAUUACUGUAGAAUUCAAGGGGGCUGGGCAACUGCUGCCCAGCUAGCUGAAAUCCUUAGUAACUGCUGUGUGGGUCUGAAUCCUGAAGAAGAGGCGGAGGAGUUUUACAGUAAAGUCCUUCCUUCGGCGGCAGAGAAUCUGCUCAUCCUGGCAAGACGUUUACAGGCACGCUUCACAAGAGCGGUCAAGGAUGAAGAGAAAACAGAUUUUUUCCGUAGCUUUCGCACAGUUACAGAUUCCAUUUGCUGGCUUUUUGGUGGGCAUGUCCAGCUGACUCAGCAAGUGAUGCAGUCGGGGCACUUCCUGCAGUUACUCCUCACCGAUGAUGUUGAAACAGAGGCCGUCAUGAUGUCUGUGUUGCAAAAUAUCAUCAGAGUUAACAGUGUGGUGUUGAUGAAGACAGAUGAGAAAACUGUUCAUGCAAUUCUGGAUGAGCUGGUUUACAAGCUCUCGUCAUCUUCCAAUCCUGUAAUAGGCAUCGCUGCCACGAAAGCCAUGAUAUUGAUUGCAAAUCACCACCAGUCCAUUUUGAAGAGCAUUUGCAACCGUUACAAAGGGUUGCGGAUGCUGCUGAGUAAACAGUGGAGUGGGAAAGGGUUCGAUAGAGAACUGGGGCAGCUUUUGGAACUCCUGUAUUCCAGGACCUACCAGCAAAACCAGAUGCAGAGGUUACAUCAUGCAGCCUGUGUGAUCCAAGCAGCGUGGAAGGCAUUCCAAACUAGGAAAAGGAUCAAGAGACUCCCGAAAGCUGUGUCUUCCCUUCAGAAGAGCUUCAGAGUGAAAAAGGAGCAGCAACUGCUGCUGCUGGAGAGGCAGAGAGAGGAAGAGGAGCUCAGACACCAGCUACAGCUUCAGAGACAGAGAGCUAUUCGAGAAUUUCGACAACGCCAACUGCACAUGCUAGAGAUAGUGCCUGCAAGUCUGGUGGACAGGCACUUGCGGGAACAGGAACUGAAGGCUGUAGUGCUGAUUCAGAAACAGUGGAGGGGACACAGGGAGAGGAAGGGUUUCCACCUGCAGAAACAGGCUCUGAAACAGUUCAAGGCAGCUGUCACCUUACAAAGAGCAGCUCUUCGGUUUUUAGAAAAAAGAAGGAACGCGAGGAAAGUCCUGCCUCCCUGGAAAGGUCCGCAAGGACUGACUGAUGCACGUCGGCUGGAGUUAAGGAAAUUAGUGGAAGAACACAUUGCACUGCAUCCAGCUCCAUUAUUAUCGGAGCAGAGCAGUAAGGAACUCCAUUUGAAAUGUCAAGAGAUGCUCGCGCAACACUUGAUGAAGAGACACUGGCACAGAAAAGCAGAGCAGCGCAGUGACGCCCUCAGAGCUCAGAUCAACACUGACAUUGAACUACUGAUGAAUGCUCCGGGGUUAAAAGCAGCCACAGAAAAGGAGCUGGCUGUUUUCACGAGCCGAUCCGCCCCUGUGGCGGCGCGAGCGAAGCAGACCCACACCACCAUGCUGCAGUUCACACGCUGGCCUUGGUGGAAGAAGCUGGGCGAUGAAUUCAUGGAUCCUGAAAAUAUACCCCACGACAAUCUGGACAUUGAGUUUGAGAGCUUAUAUCUGGGAGGCAAUGAAAAAGUAUAAUCUGUUUGAUUAAUCUGUUAAGAAUUGUGACAGAUCAUUGCCUUCUCUUCCUACUGACUCCUGUAAUACAUUUAUAUCUGAAUCUGAAGCUGUUUCAAUGUGGCCACAAUCUAGUAACCCAGCGUGACUUCCUUUUUGUUUACCAGAUUUGCUGUGAAUUAAUCAGUUUUGGGCCGUUUAUGAGUGUACCUGCAGUAAAGGGGGGCAUCAUCAAAGCAAUACUUUAAACACAGGCUGACUUUCUGCUUGUAGUUGAAGCUUCGCAGCAACUGCAAGGCCAUCAUGAUUUGUUUUUAUUGCAGUGGAAACGUUUUCAACAAUAGUCUCCUUCUGAGCAUCUCAAGGCCACAGAAAGAGCUGCUUUGCCAGCACCACGACCAUGACUUUGCACACUCAAGUUGUGUCAGAUUUAUUCACUCAGCUGCUGUGUUGUUGUAUGUGUAGAGCACUUCAUUAUUUCUUUAUGUAUUUUUCAAUAACCUGAAGCGAGAGAGCGAGUCUGCUCAGUGAGUAGUGUCUCAAUCACACUGAGGGGCUGACAGGAGGGAGCGAGUCUGCUCAGUGAGUAGUGUCUCAAUCACACUGAGGCUGACAGGAGGGAGCGAGUCUGCUCUUGAGUAGUGUCUCAAUCACACUGAUGAGCUGACAGGAGGGAGCAAGUCUGCUCAGUGAGUACUGUCUCAAUCACACUGAGGCUGACAGGAGGGAGCGAGUGUGCUCUGUGAGUAGUGUCUCAAUCACACUGAGGGGCUGACAGGAGGGAGCGAGUCUGCUCAGUGAGUAGUGUCUCAAUCACACUGAGGCUGACAGGAGGGAGUGAGUCUGCUCUUGAGUAGUGUCUCAAUCACACUGAUGAGCUGACAGGAGGGAGCAAGUCUGCUCAGUGAGUACUGUCUCAAUCACACUGAGGCUGACAGGAGGGAGCGAGUGUGCUCUGUGAGUAGUGUCUCAAUCACACUGAGGGGCUGACAGGAGGGAGCGAGUCUGCUCAGUGAGUAGUGUCUCACUCACACUGAGGCUGACAGGAGGGAGCGAGUGUGCUCUGUGAGUAGUGUCUCAGUCACACUGAUGAGCUGACAGGAGGGAGCGAGUCUGCUCAGCGAGUAGUGUCUCAAUCACACUAAGGAGUUGACAGGAGGGAGCGAGUCUGCCCGGUGAGUAGUCAGUGUCUCAAUCACACUGAGGGGCUGACAGGAGGGAGCGAGUCUGCUCAGUGAGUAGUGUCUCAAUCACACUGAGGCUGACAGGAGACAGCGAGUCUGCUCUGUGAGUAGUGUCUCAAUCACACGGGCUGACAGGAGGCAGCGAGUCUGCUCAGUGAGUAGUGUCUCAAUCACACUGAGGGGCUGACAGGAGGGAGCGAGUCUGCUCAGUGAGUAGUGUCUCAAUCACACUGAGGGGCUGACAGGAGGGAGCGAGUCUGCUCAGUGAGUAGUGUCUCAAUCACACUGAGGCUGACAGGAGAGAGCGAGUCUGCUCAGUGAGUAGUGUCUCAAUCACACUGAGGGGCUGACAGGAGGGAGCGAGUCUGCUCAGUGAGUAGUGUCUCAAUCACACUGAG